CAUGCGCAGUCCGAGCAACGCCGCAUCGAGAACGCGGACUUGGCUCGGCUGUUGUCGUUCGUGAUCACUCGUCCCGCGCCGGCGGCUGAUAGAGAGGUCCGCCGAGCUGCCCUCGAGGCGACGUCCGUCAGCGAACUCGUGAGCCUCCUUCGCGGUCAGCACCAACCUUCAAGUCAAGCUAGUGACGUCGCUGCACUGAGGGUCGAGCUGGAGUCUGCUCGGACUAUUAACGCUGACUUGACUCGGCGGCUGGAUUCACAGGCGGCUGUGAAGGCCGACCUCGAGGAACGGUUGAAGACUGUCGAGGAGGAGCGUGACCGAUGGAAAGCCGAGUCGAAGAAGUCGUUCCCUCUCCUGACCAGCUUCCGGAAGGCGAUGGCCGAGUCUGAAGCUUCCUUGAAGUCGGCCCGCAAGUCUCAGGAUGAUGAAGUGAAGUCGGCUCUCGCUCACGCCAAGGAUCUUGGCAGGCAGCUCAGGGAACGCGACUCGGAGAUUGAGCGUUUAACUCAGCUUCUUUCGGCUCGUGACGCCGAGUACGCUGUGCUCCAGGGGAUCUCGACCAAGCACUUCGAGCAACUGCAGGAGUCGGCUCGGCUACUCAUUUCUGGAGACGCCCAGCCUCUCCGUGAUGCCAAGGCUACCAUCAAACACCAGCGUGAGGUCAUCCUCCGGCAGAAGCGUGUCAUUUCUCGCAUGGGUCUUUUACCCAUGCACGAUCCUCACAUGGCUGCUGCAGCUGCAGCCGGGUUGGACGUGCCUGGGUUGAGCCCUGCUGACUUGCAGCUCAAUGCUCGGUUAUGCCGGAUCUUGGCUCAACGUUUCCCGGAGGUGAUGGACAUCCCGGCUGGAGAGACUCGUCGGGUCGAGUUGACCAUCCACCCGCGAGCGGACGGCACCGCUACUACUCCGCCAGCGCCCGUGAGCGCGGCUGGUUCUUUCCUUGGACAAUCAACCCGGCUGACUGGGUCUGAGGCUCCGGCCCCUCCAAGCGAGUCACCCGCAUCAUCUGCCGCCAAUCCUGUGUCGGCUGGUGCGGUUUCUACGCCCGUGUCCACUUCUGCUUCGCGCCGUCGCCGCAGCAAGUCGGUCGACCAGGUUCACCGGGCUCGGCUGGAUACUCUGACACCUGCCGAAAAAUUACUUCGCUACUCAAACCCGAAGUCAGCGACGGCGGCUGGUUCUCAGCGCAAGCCCAAGAAGCCACUCGAGCAGCCGUACGCGUGUCCACUUCCUGGUGAGGUCGUCCAUGAGGACGCGUUGGUCCAGCUUGAAAAGGCUGCCCAAGAGACUGACGCCGCUGCGACCUAUCGCUCCGGUCGAGCUUGA
Phytophthora sojae is the source of this 1326-nucleotide messenger RNA. RefSeq lists its product as hypothetical. The record is from RefSeq and is a predicted model, not a curated record. The transcript has a single exon. Lineage: Eukaryota; Oomycota; Peronosporomycetes; Peronosporales; Peronosporaceae. The annotation marks the transcript as partial.